AUGUCCUCGAAGGAGAGGCAGAAAGGGAGGCUCACGAAAGACAGCGUUACGCUGCUGCCUUGCUUUUACUUCGUGGAGCUGCCAAUACUGGCCUCCUCCAUUGUCAGUCUUUACUUCCUGGAGCUCACCGAUGUCUUUAAGCCAGUUCGCUCGGGCUUCAACUGCCAUGACAGGACGCUCAGCAUGCCGUACAUUGAACCCACUCAGGAAAUCAUCCCCUUCCUCAUGCUGCUUAGCUUGGCAUUUGCUGGACCUGCAGCCAUGAUUAUGAUAGGUGAAGGUAUUCUUUACUGUUGUCUGACUAAAAGAAGAAAUGGAAUAGGAUCUGAGGCCAACAUCAACGCUGGCGGCUGUAACUUCAAUUCAUUCCUCAGACGAGCUGUCAGAUUUGUCGGAGUUCAUGUGUUUGGCCUUUGUGCCACCGCUCUCAUCACUGACAUUAUUCAGCUGUCAACUGGGUACCAUGCCCCAUAUUUUCUUACAGUGUGUAAGCCCAAUUAUACGUCGUUAAAUACUUCCUGUGAAGAAAAUCCAUAUGUUGUGGAGGAUAUCUGCACAGGAUCUGAUCCUGCUCUCAUUAACGCUGGCAGAAAAUCCUUCCCAUCCCAGCAUGCUACGCUUGCAGCCUUUGCAGCUGUGUAUGUUUCUAUGUAUUUCAAUGCAACCCUGACAGACUCCUCCAAACUCCUCAAGCCACUACUGGUCUUCACAUUUAUUAUCUGUGCAGUGAUCUCUGGAUUAACACGCAUUAUCCAGUACAAGAAUCAUCCGAUUGAUGUGUACUGUGGAUUUAUGAUAGGAGGAGGAAUUGCUGUCUAUUUGGGUCUUUAUGCUGUGAGCAAUUUCCAGCCUAGUGAUGAUGGCAUAACCCACCAGCCCCAUCACAGAGAACCUUUGAGGUCGCUGACAGACCUCAGCCAGGAAAGCAGUAGGCAACUCCAAGGAAAAACUGGCAGCAGCAUCGAUGGGAUCUCAUCCCACCAUUCCGAAAGCAUUCUGAACCGAAACCACAGAGAAACUGGCUCCCUUACAAACUUAAAGAGAACGAGUGCCGACGUUGAGAUCAUUACUCCUCGUAGUCCAAUGGCAAAGGAGAACAUGGUAACCUUUAGCAACACACUGCCACGUGUCAACACACCAUCGUUGGAUGAGGCAGCCAGAAGGAAUGCAACAAUUCAUGCUUCUAUGGAUUCUGCCCGUUCUAAACAGCUCUUGUCACAAUGGAAGUCCAAGAAUGAAAAUCGGAAACUGUCCCUGCAAGUAAUGGAGACAGAAACUGGUCACUCUCCACCAAAGUCCAUGGAGAUGAGAUCCAGUUCAGAGCCAGCAGGAGUAGGCCUUAAUGGAGAUCAACAGGCACAACUCAACCAGUAUCUGAAAAUUCAAGCUGGUACUAUUCCUGGGACUAGCAGCACCAGUAACAUUGGUGGAGGAGCAAGAGUCUCUAUGCAGUCACGCCCAGGCUCGUCACAGCUGGUUCAUAUACCUGAGGAAACACAAGAGAACGUAAGCACUUCUCCAAAAGUCAGUUCAGCUCGAUCAAAGUGGCUUAAAGUAGCUGAGAAGAGUGGAGUUGGCAGGGCAAACACCCAACCAAGAAUUAUGCAGGUUAUUGCUAUGUCCAAGCAGCAAGGUAUGCUACAGAGCAGCCCGAAAAGUACCGAUGGUAGUACAGUAAGCUGCACAGGAUCUAUAAGGUACAAAGCUCUAACAGAGCAUGAGCCUAGUAAUAUUGUCAGAGUAGAAGCUCAUCCAGAAAACAACAGGCCGCUCGUGCAAGUGCCAUCGGGCAGUGAAGGAAGUGGAUCAUGGAAAUGGAAGUCCCAUGAAAAAGGCAGUAUUCGCCAAGCAUUUGAGUUAAAUGAUCUUAACAGAGACUCUGAAAGCAGUGAAUCAGUAAAAGAUAGCUAUGCUACAUCUGAUAGAAAGAAAACCAAUCCAGACAGUAGUGAACACCAUCACCACGGAAUCACCACCAUAAGAGUUACGCCAGUGGAAGGUAGUGAAGCCGCUUCUGAAACACACUCGGUGUCCUCUAGUCGGGAUUCAACCCUCAGGCGGAAAGCUAACAUAAUUUUAAUACCAGAAAGAGGAAACAGCCCAGAAAGUACAAGAAAUAUCUUCUACAAGGGAACAUCGCCCACCAGAGCUUACAAAGAAUGA
This is a messenger RNA of Carcharodon carcharias (great white shark), 2163 nucleotides long. RefSeq names its product 2-lysophosphatidate phosphatase PLPPR4-like. The coding region runs from base 1 to 2163 and encodes 720 amino acids. Gene Ontology annotation, biological process: signal transduction; axonogenesis; phospholipid metabolic process. The record is from RefSeq and is a predicted model, not a curated record. Lineage: Eukaryota; Metazoa; Chordata; Chondrichthyes; Lamniformes; Lamnidae. Gene Ontology annotation, molecular function: phosphatidate phosphatase activity. The transcript is spliced from 7 exons.